CCGACUGGCAGAGCGCAUGUGGACUGCCACUCUGCCCGGGACUGAACGCGCAAUGAAGAGGAGCAACAUAGCCGGACUCAUUUUCUGAUCUAUAAGAUGAGAGCCUUGGUGUUGAGGCUGAAGAGUUCAGGAGGAUUUGUACCGGGAAGAUUAACAGUUCGCGCAGGAGAAAUGUCCACAACUGCAAGUCCAACCAUCCCCUCCUUUCAGCUGACAUCUGAUCAACUCACAGUGGUCGCUGCGUCCUUAGUUUCCUCUCUGGUGUUCUUCGUGGUUAUCGUGGUGCUGCUGUCCAUCAUCUACCGCAAGGACCCUCAGUGCUGCAAACUCUGCUCCUAUCAGGGGCCACAUGCAGAUAUGGGCGCUCCCUCUCUGUACCACAGCAGCAGACAGACACUGGUCGCAUCUCCUUGUCUGGAGCAGACGCAGAUCACUGAUGACAGCAGCACUGAGGCAGGUCAGCUGUUCUACAUCGGCCUGCCCUCCAGCUACAGCCUGCCUGCAUUGGAGGCCCCCCUGCCGAGGCUCCCAUCCUACGAGAGCGUCCGGAAAAAGGACCGCCAGAGGCAGAUCCACAUGAUGAUCGCAGAUCGUUUUGGCCUCAAUGGACCCAUUGUGACUGAGCCUCCUCCAACAUAUGAGGAGAGCAUCCGUCAGUCGGUGGAGCUGCCGUACAACAUCCUCUCACCCAGCCUGGGCGUCUCCUCUCCUCCGAGUUUCUACACUAACACAGGAGCCAUGGUUCAGACUAACACAGCUCAUCCGGUUAACUCUGAGACCACCAACACUACUGUCCUACCAGUGUGAUGCUGAUCAAACCAUCAAGCUGUCUGGUGAAUGUGAAGGAGAUUUGUGAUCUUUAAAGCAGAUGAAGUUACACAAUUGAUUUUACGGUCACAACUGGACCCUCACACUUUUGUACAAGAUGGUUCUGAUACCUCAGGAGCUAAUGUUGAUCAUGAGCUGACAGGCAACCAAAAAAGGAGCUGCACACCCUGCAGGGAAGGACACAUCUGAAUGUUUAAAAUACUUUGUGAUGUUUACUGUGCUCCACCAUGCUGAUGAAUUUCAAAAGAGAAACACUGGAUACUCAUGAGCUAAGGUGGCUGGCACUUCUUGAAAAGGGCAGGGAAGAGGAGAUCUGUGGACUGCAGAACUGAAACACGCCAAAAAGGGAACGGCUAUUUACUUUGCUGAUUACAGUGACAUGUAUUAAACUCUGCUCAUCGACAUGUGUUUUCACAGUUAGCUCUUCUCCUUUAUUCUGCUGUCCCGUAACGGGAAACCUCAUUGCGUGGUUUUUAAAGAGGUCUGUUUGAUCAGGAGCUGCUGUAAAGCGGGUUUCUUUACCCCGCUGACGCAGUGCCGUGCUGCUCCAGUUUGAGGUCAGUGAGAGGGAGAAUAAAAAAGGUGCUAAUGAGAGUGCCUUUCAUAGACUUAAAACUAGACAUUUAUUACAAAACCCUCAUCUUUACCACUUCUUUUAGAUUUUCUUUUUUCGCAUCAGAUUCAAGCCGUAUGAUUUAUUGAUGUUUUUAUGGUCUGAGUGAGUUUAUUUCUUCUUCUGUUUGCCCUGCAUAUGUCUCGUACUGUA
This is a messenger RNA of Archocentrus centrarchus (flier cichlid), 1594 nucleotides long. RefSeq lists its product as uncharacterized. The record is from RefSeq and is a predicted model, not a curated record. The transcript has 5 exons. Bases 97 to 807 code for a protein of 236 amino acids. NCBI's taxonomy places the organism in Eukaryota, Metazoa, Chordata, Actinopteri, Cichliformes, Cichlidae.